CAGUCAGUGCGGCCUUGCAGACUGAAGAGCGCUGCCAACAAAGGCCGAGUCGAUGGGGUUACAAAAAAUUUGUUAAUUUGGACUUAUAAAACCCUUUUGUUAUCAUAAUUAUAAUUUUAAAUAGGUUGUGAAUCUGUGAUUACGUUAAGAAAUGUGUGAAUGAUAUGAAUUGUGACGACUAGCAAAGGAGUCAGCUGGUCCACAGUGCGAAUAGUGAAUAAGAAAUGGCGGCCUUGCCAGCAGGUGUUCAGUAUGGGUUAUCAUCUGAGUCUAGUUAUAAAGAAAACAAGGAACUAGUGUUUGUGAAACUUACGGAUUCUGCUUUGAAAGCUAUAGAAGAUUUUAUUAGAAAUAAUAGGGACAAAUUAGCAAAACCUAAAAUACAGUUCCUACCCGGAAAUGAAGGGAAAAUAUCGAUUCCGGUCCCGACCAAUGGCACGUCAAGCGAGUCAACAUUUCACUUUAGCAUCAACAGCAAUGCAGAAAUGGAGGGCCCGCAGGGGUCGUUCGAGUGCGUGCGAGGGGGUGCCGGCGCGCGGAGGUUGGAGUGCUGCGGGCCGCUGCCGCGUCGCAUGCGCGUCCUGGCCAACGACGAUUCGUACGAGGCGACGAAGGACCGCAUGGCGCGCACAGUCGCCGCCGAGCAGAGCAAGUGCACUCGGGUUAUAAAACCCAACCAGACGGACAUAGGACGUAGAAUAAAUAAACGCCUCUCACAUACGACGUACUCGAAUGGGUCGGCGGCGGCGCAGCUGGCGGAGAGAGCCGAGCGCGCCGAGAAGGAGCGGCUCGAGCGGUUGGAGCGGGAACGUGCGGAGAGAGCGGAGAGGGAAAGAGUAGAGCGCGCAGAGAGGGAGCGUGUCGAGCGUGCAGAGAGAGAACGCGUCGAGAGAGCGGAAAGAGAAAGAGCCGAAAGGGCGGAAAGAGAACGUGCCGAGCGGUUAGAGAGAGAGCGCGUGGAGCGAGUAGAAAGAGAACGCGCCGAGAGAGCCGAGCGGGAACGAGCGGAGAGACCUGACCGGGCGGAACGACCAGAGCGGGCGGUGCCCCGCGGCGCACCACCUCCCCACCAACGUCCUCCGCCCGCCGCGGACGUUUCUCGACGAUCCAUCAAUGAGAGACUUAUACAAUUAUUAGCACUGAAGCCAUUCAAGAAACCCGAGUUAUACGCGAGGCUGAGUAGUGAAGGCAUCAAGGAGAAGGACCGCGCUGAGGUCAACAAGAUCCUGCCCAAGAUCGGCUCACUCAAAGACAACUGUUAUCAUCUGCGUAGGCACAUAUGGAACGAUGUCAACGAGGAUUGGCCCUUUUAUACUGAAGAGGAGAAACGCAUGCUCAAAAGGCGGAAACCUCAAAAUCUAACGCCGCCUCUAAGCAGCGACUCGGCCAAUUCUCUAUCACCCCGCGCGUCACCCGCGAGCGGCGGCAGCGGGAGCGGGAGUGGGGGGAGCGGGGGCAAGCGCGCGCCCGCAGGGGACGAGGACACGCCCGCGGCAAAGAAGAAGCGCAUCUCCCACUACCGCCGCCCCUCCCCGCCCUCCUCCGGGUACGCGACCACCUCCUCCGGUGAACGACACGCCUCCGACAACGAGGAUGACAGGACCAAUGUUAAAAAGGAUAAUGGUUACACUCUCAACUUCAAUACGGUGAAGGAUCUCUGUCCCAGUCCUGUGAAACCUAACGGCUUCAGAAAUAGUCCUACAGUAGAGCAAACUAGUAUCACAGAAAAAGACAUCACAAAUACUGAACAAUUAGAAACUACAGAUUUAACGUCUGUACCUGAUGAGAAUAUGACUGAUUUGGUAGAUAUUGAAAGGCAGUACCCGGCGAUCGCGAGCUCAGGCACGCGGCGCGCGUACAAGCAGGAGUUCUCCGAGUUGUACACGGAGUACAGAGCGUUGUACGCGCGCGUCGCGCAGGUCGCCGCGCUCUUCUCCCAGCUCGAGCAGCAGCUGCGCCGCACCGAGCCCGCCUCGCCGCAGCGCAGGUCGAUAGAGCAGCGCAUAGUAGAGGAGUACCAGCGCGUGCGCAACAACACCGCGUACCAGCGCGAGAGGCGGCGCGUCAACUACCUGCAUCGCAAGCUCAACCACAUCAAGCGGAUGGUGCAGCAGUACGACCAGCUGCGCAAUUUGAAACCGGAGCGCGUGUCGGCGGCGAGCACGACGCAGGCGUACUGACACUCGCGCUCCCCGUGCGCCGCCCGCUGCCUCUAGUGGCCGGCCNNNNCCGCCCCGCCCCGCCC
This is a messenger RNA of Papilio xuthus (Asian swallowtail), 2245 nucleotides long. RefSeq names its product Suppressor of Triplolethal (gene Su(Tpl)). The record is from RefSeq and is a predicted model, not a curated record. Gene Ontology annotation, molecular function: cis-regulatory region sequence-specific DNA binding. Gene Ontology annotation, biological process: transcription elongation by RNA polymerase II; positive regulation of transcription elongation by RNA polymerase II; snRNA transcription by RNA polymerase II. Gene Ontology annotation, cellular component: transcription elongation factor complex. The transcript is spliced from 13 exons. Lineage: Eukaryota; Metazoa; Arthropoda; Insecta; Lepidoptera; Papilionidae. Bases 225 to 2180 code for a protein of 651 amino acids.